Molecule: messenger RNA, 985 nt
Organism: Hipposideros armiger (great roundleaf bat)
Lineage: Eukaryota; Metazoa; Chordata; Mammalia; Chiroptera; Hipposideridae
Exons: 7
Coding region: 61-891 (276 amino acids)
Molecular function (GO): protein binding
Source: RefSeq, a predicted model, not a curated record
CUGGGAGCAUGAUGAAAAAUGUCUUCAGAAAAAUAGCUUUAUGAAGGCCAGAGGGACUUUAUGUACCGGCAAGACAUGUCCGAGAGCUCCUCAGAUCUAAACACAAACAGCCAGAAGAUUUAUCCAUCUAACUCAUCGUUCGGCUCAGAUCUGAGUGAGACACACACAUGGUCGGCUCUGUCGAGAGCAUUUCAUCCACGGUCAGAUUCUGGAAUAUCAUCCCAGCUUCCAUCAGAUCGUUUUAAGUACCUCACUUGGCAAACGGUAGAACAACAUGACAUUCAAGGAAGUCAACUGCAUUGUCCAAGAGUAAGAGAAGGACCCUCUGCAGAAGAGUUGCUCUUCAGACAGGAGGAAGGUGCUCUGCCUCCACAGAAAAAAGUCCUUGAAAAAAACAAAUGGGAAACAUGGCUACAAGAAAACUGGGAAGACUGCAAGAAUCUGAACCUUUCCUUUCAGGAUCUGGGGGACCCUUAUCAAGUUGCAAAUUUUAACAGGAUUCUUAGAAGACUAAUUCGAGUUGAAACCCUCUGGUUAGUGGAUAAUUCACUGGUGGAUUUAAGUGCCAUAAGAUUGCCAAGCUGCAGAGUUUUAAAUAUGAACAAAAACCAUCUUACAUCUUUCAAACAAUUGCCAAAGAUACCUCAGAUACAGCAUUUAUCCUUGGCUGAAAACCACAUUGAGACUCUGACUGGGCUCUCCAGUUUACGGUGCACUCCACUAGAAUCCCUUAUGCUCAAGAGGAACCCUUGUGAAUUUCACCAAAGUUACCGGAAACGAGUGUUCUCCUGUUUGCCAAACUUAAAAAUGCUGGAUGGGAUCCUGAAGCUACCAGAAGAUUCUUCACCACCAGAAACCAAUAUUUUUUCAAAAAUAUGUAUUGUAUCCUAAUGCAAUUUGAAUAGAAAGAAAGCAAUCACCAUUGUCUCUUCAAAGCUAAUAAGUAUAGGAAAUGCAUGACUAAAUAUUGCUGUUUAUUGUAUGU